This is a messenger RNA of Candidozyma haemuli, 3162 nucleotides long. RefSeq lists its product as uncharacterized. The record is from RefSeq and is a predicted model, not a curated record. The transcript has a single exon. Gene Ontology annotation, molecular function: Glc3Man9GlcNAc2 oligosaccharide glucosidase activity. NCBI's taxonomy places the organism in Eukaryota, Fungi, Ascomycota, Pichiomycetes, Serinales, Metschnikowiaceae. Gene Ontology annotation, biological process: protein N-linked glycosylation; oligosaccharide metabolic process. Gene Ontology annotation, cellular component: endoplasmic reticulum membrane. Bases 1 to 3162 code for a protein of 1053 amino acids.
AUGGCUGACUUGCUCGAUGCGCUCACUGCCGAAGAACGCAGGCUCUUUGAAGACAAAAAAAGAUCCCAGUACUACAAACGCUGGGGCACUUACCUUAGUGAACGAGAAUGGGCCACGGUGAGAGAAGACUACCUGGCUUCAGGGCUGGCGUGGGACGACUUUUCGUUUGACACGUCGAGAUCGAGAACGUACCGUUGGGGCGAGGACGGGCUCUGUGGGUUCUGUGACACCCGGCAAUUGGUGUGUUUGCUGUUGGGGCUCUGGAACGAGAAGGACGAUAUUCUCAAGGAGAAGUUGUUUGGCGUGACGAAUUCCCAGGGUAACCAUGGAGAAGAUGUCAAGGAGUUGUACUGGUACUUGGACAAUACGCCUACGCAUUCGUACUCGAAGAUGUUGUAUAAGUAUCCACAGGCGAAGUUUCCGUAUGAGCAGUUGGUGGAGCAGAACGGGAAGCGGAGCCGCUUGGAGCAGGAGUACGAGAUUACCGAUACGGGUAUUUUCGACGAAAGCAGGUACUUUGAUGUGGUGUACGAGCUGGCCAAGGCCGACGAGGACCCUGAGGAGCUCUUGUUUAGGAUUACCGCUUACAACAGAGGCCCAGACGCUGCUCCUUUGCACAUUUUGCCUCAUUUGGUGUUGAGAAACUACUGGGCUUGGGGUACCGAGGAGGGCAAGCACGGGAAGCCGUUGUUGAAGCAGAUUGACGAUUAUACUAUCGAGCUUGAGCACCCUAAGUUUGGCAAACGGUACUUGGUGUUUGCGCCAGCUCCUGGUUUGAAUGAAAACCUGGCUGACGUGGAGCCAAAGUUGCUUUUUACCGAGAACGAGACCAACCAUAAGCGUCUUUACGACCAGCCUAACGAUGCCAAGUACGUCAAGGAUGCUUUCCACGAUUAUGUGGUGCAGAAAGACGAAAGCGCUGUGAACCCGGCUCAGGAAGGUACCAAGGCGUGUGCUUUGUUCUCUUUUGACGAGGAAGGCGGUGUUCCAGCUGGCGAUUACGUGACUAUUCGUUAUAAGCUUACUGAUAAGCUUGGCGAGAUCGAUGAGGUAGAGUUCGAUAAUGUCUUUGAGAGAAGACAAGACGAAGCUGAUGCUUUCUACUGGAAGGUUUCACCAUUGCCUAUUACCGACGACUUGCGUCAAGUCCAAAGACAGGCGUUUGCUGGAUUGUUGUGGACCAAGCAGUUCUACCACUUUGUGCAUAGCUACUGGUCCAGCGGUGAUCCCAACACGCCUCCACCACCUGAAAACAGAGCCAACGGUAGAAACAAGGACUGGAAACACUUGUACAUUGAUGACGUGCUCUCUUUGCCGGACAAAUGGGAGUACCCGUUCUUUGCUGCUUGGGAUACUGCUUUCCACUGUAUUCCUUUUGCCAUGAUUGACCCUGAGUUUGCCAAGAAGCAAUUGGAGCUUUUGACCAGAGAAUGGUACAUGCAUCCUAACGGUCAAUUGCCAGCUUAUGAAUGGAACUUCAGUGACGUCAAUCCUCCAGUCCAUGCCUGGGCCACUUACAGAGUGUUCAAGAUCGAGAGAAAGAUGUAUGGUACUGAAGAUUUGGACUUCUUGGAAGGUGUGUUCCAGAAAUUGUUGCUUAACUUCACCUGGUGGGUUAACCGUAAGGAUUUCAACGGUAACAACCUUUUCGAGGGUGGUUUCUUGGGUCUUGACAACAUUGGUGUGUUUAACAGAUCUGAACCUUUGCCUACCGGUGGUACCUUGCAGCAGUCCGACUCCACAGGUUGGAUGGCGUUCUACUGUUUGCAGAUGUUGAACAUUGCCUUGGAAUUGGCCAAGACUAGACCAGUGUAUGAGAACAUUGCUUCUAAGUUCUUUGAGCACUUCUUGUUGAUUGCCGAUGCCAUGUCGUACCGUGGUGCUACCAAGACAGACCAACAAGCUACCGAGCAGUCUUUGUGGGACGAGAACGAUAAGUUCUACUAUGACGCUAUCCACUUUGACUCUCACACCCAGUCUUUGCCUGUACGUUCUUUGGUUGGUUUGAUUCCUUUGUAUGCCUCGUUGACCUUGGAGCCUGAAUUAUUAAACAAGUUCCCAUCUUUCAAGAAGAGAUUGGACUGGUUCAUUGAAAACAGACGCUCUAUUGCCGAAAGAAACAUUGCUUCUAUGACCCACCGUGGUGUUGGCGAACGUUUGUUAUUGGCAUUGGUCAACAAGGAAAGAUUGGUUGCCAUUUUGGAGAGAAUGUUGGACGAGAAGGAAUUUUUGUCUGAGUUUGGUAUCCGUUCUUUGUCCAAGUACCACGAGGAGAACCCAUUCGAGUUGGAAGUUCACGGCCAGAGAUACGAUGUCAAGUACUUGCCAGGUGAAUCUGAUUCGGGCAUGUUUGGUGGUAACUCCAACUGGAGAGGACCUAUCUGGUUCCCUGUCAACUUCCUUUUGGUUGAAUCCUUACAAAGAUUCUACUUGUACUACGGUUCUGACUUGAAGGUCGAGUGUCCAAAGGGUUCUGGGGAAUACCUCAACUUGGCACAGUGUGCUCAGGAAAUCCAGCAUCGUUUGAUGCACUUGUUCCUUCCUGACAACGACGGAAACCGUGCUUGUAACGGUGGUAACAACUUGAUGAACCACGACCCUCAUUUCAACGAGUACGUUCCAUUCUACGAGUACUUCGACGGUGAUACUGGACGUGGUUUGGGUGCUUCCCACCAGUGUGGUUGGACAGCUGUGGUUGCCAAGUGGAUCCACGACAACGGUGUCACUUGCAGAGUUCCUAAGACGCCUAGAACUCCAAAGCCAGAGAGACGUAACUCCAUCCAUUCGUUCGACCAGGAUGAGCCAACCAAGGAAAGCGACGAGGACGACUUGAUCAAGACGUACACUCCAAAGGCCGGUCCAUUCCCUUCGAGACUUGUGAGAAGAAAGUCCGGCAAGUCGUUGCUCAACUUGACCAUCAACUCUUUGGACCUUGGCGGCGAGGAGCAGGUCGAAGAAACCGAGGAUGUACCUACGUUAGAGAGCGGCAUGAAGAACGUCACUGCCGACUUAGAAGAGUACGGCUUGACGCCUACCGUGUCCAGAUCGUCUGUGGACUCCCGUUUCGACGAUAACUUGGUGAACCAGAUCAAGGCUGCUUUCCACAAGUACAAGAACCGUACCGACGAAGACGAGGGCGAGGAGUUUGAAACCAGACACUAA